UCAUCAUAGGCUAAUUAAUUAGUUUUCAUAGGUUUUACCAAAUAUUAGGCUCUACUAAUGAAUAGAUCCAUUUUUUUCAAUAGAUAUAAAGAGAAAUUAAAUCAAAAACCAGCAUAUGCAUUAUGCAUUUGCAUUAUUAAUGGCUAGUUCUUCGUCGGGAUCUAGUGAUCGCUCGCCGGGGAAAAGGAUUACACGACGGACCUCCAGCGGUCGUGCUGAUGAUGAACAAAUGUCGUCCAUAUUAAUGUCAGCAAACAACAAGUCCAUGCAACUAAAAAACCAGCCAACAGACUUCGAUCACCAACGUUGGUUGUUUGAAAGCAAAGGCAGGUACGGUAUAGGAAAUGCUUGUUGGCAUGAUGACGAUAAGCCCGACCUUAGAUCUGGAACAAGCUUUGCUGAUUUCAUGGACAAGCCUUGGAAGCCUCUCACCCGCAAGACUGUCGUUCCAGCUAGCAUCCUUAGCCCAUACAGGGUACUCGUGGGAAUCAGAUUAAUUAUACAGUUCUUCUUUCUUUCUUGGAGAUUACAGAACCCGAAUUUUGAUGCAAUGUGGUUGUGGAGUAUAUCAGUCUCAUGUGAGAUUUGGUUUGCAUUCUCGUGGUUGCUAGAUCAGCUGCCAAAGCUAAAUCCUAUAAACCGAGCAACAGACUUGGUGGCUCUCAGAGAUAAGUUUGAGAGCAAAUCUUCUACGAACCCAACUGGCCGGUCAGAUCUCCCAGGAGUGGAUAUAUUCAUCUCAACUGCCGACCCUGAUAAAGAACCACCUCUAGUUACUGCUAACACCAUUCUGUCUAUCCUUGCGGUCGAGUAUCCUGUCGAGAAAGUCGCUCUCUACAUCUCCGAUGACGGUGGCGCCAUCCUCACGUUCGAGGCAAUGGCCCAGGCUGUCAGUUUUGGCCAUAUUUGGGUACCUUUUUGCCGGAAACACAACAUUGAACCCAGGAAUCCUGACAGUUAUUUCACACAGAAAACAGACCCAACAAAGAACAAGAAACGACCUGAUUUUGUGAAAGAUCAUCGUUGGAUCAAGAGAGAAUAUGAUGAGUUCAAAGUAAGAAUCAAUGGUCUUCCUGAUGUGAUACGAAAACGUUCUGAGAAGUACAACUACAUGGAGGAAAUGAAAGAGAAAAACCUCCAUACACAGAAGAAUGAUACUUCAGCUUCGUUGGAGCCUGGUCAAGUCCUGAAGGCAACUUGGAUGGCAGAUGGUACACAUUGGCCAGGUACUUGGUUGAACCCAGUAGCCGAUCACAAGAAGGGUGAUCAUGCUGGAAUUAUACAGAUAAUGAGCAAGGUACCAGAAUAUGAACCUGUAAUGGGGGUGGAAGAUGAACAAAAACUAGAUUUUACGGACGUGGAUAUCAGACUUCCUAUGUUUGUCUAUGUCUCGCGUGAGAAACGUCCUGGUUAUGACCAUGAGAAGAAGGCUGGAGCCAUGAACUCGUUGGUUAGAGCAUCAGCUAUACUCUCCAAUGGACCUUUCAUUCUCAACUUGGAUUGUGAUCAUUAUAUUAAUAACUCCAUGGCUAUAAGGGAAGGUAUGUGCUUCAUGAUGGAUCGUGGUGGUGAUCGUGUCUGCUUCAUACAGUUUCCACAAAGAUUUGAAGGCAUUGAUCCUUCCGAUAGAUAUGCCAACCACAACACAGUCUUUUUUGAUGGAAAUAUGAGAGCUCUGGAUGGUCUGCAAGGUCCGGUGUAUGUAGGAACAGGUUGCAUGUUUAGACGGUAUGCACUCUAUGGUUUCAGUCCACCUCGAGCAAUCGAGUACAGUGGGAUUGUCGGUCAGAAGAAAAAGCCCGCUGCCACCCUCUCUCCAAGUGACUCAUUGCAGGCAGUGCAUGAUCAAUACGAUGACCUUGAAACUGCACCUCGAAACGAAGAGCAUCCUGAUUUAAGCCUCCCCAAAAAGUUUGGGAAUUCGACUUUGUUUGUUGAUUCUAUAGAAAUUGCUGAGUAUCAAGGGCGGCCACUUGCUGACCAUGUGUCUGUCAAAAAUGGUCGCCCUCCAGGGGCACUACUAGUCCCACGUCUUCCACUUGAUGCACCCACUGUAGCUGAGGCUAUUGCUGUUAUUUCUUGUUGGUAUGAGGAGAACACUGAAUGGGGAGAGAGGAUAGGGUGGAUUUACGGAUCAGUAACAGAAGACGUGGUGACAGGUUACAGGAUGCACAAUCGUGGCUGGCGAUCAAUCUACUGCAUAACAAAGCGAGAUGCAUUCCGUGGGUCAGCACCGAUCAAUUUGACUGACCGCUUGCACCAAGUGCUCAGAUGGGCCACUGGAUCAGUCGAGAUCUUCUUCUCAAAAAACAAUGCAUUUUUAGCCAGCUCGCGUCUCAAGUUCUUACAACGCAUAGCAUAUCUGAAUGUCGGUUUAUACCCAUUCACAUCUAUAUUCCUUGUUGCCUACUUAUUCCUUCCAGCACUCUGCAUGUUCACAGGGCAAUUCAUCGUGCCAAACAUAGAUUCAACAUUUCUAACGUAUCUCCUAGUUAUGACUAUUACCCUCUGUCUCAUCUCACUCCUUGAAGUUAAAUGGUCUGGAAUAGCCCUCGAAGAAUGGUGGCGCAACGAGCAGUUUUGGGCCAUCGGUGGAUCGAGUGCACACCUUGCGGCUGUAAUCCAAGGGCUGCUAAAGGUGACAGCAGGAAUAGAAAUCUCGUUCACUUUGACAUCCAAAUCAGCAGCUGAAGAUGAAGAUGACAUAUAUGCCGAUCUGUUCGUAGUGAAAUGGACAAGUCUGUUUAUAAUGCCACUUACCAUCUGCGUUACAAACAUCGUAGCUCUGAUAAUGGGGACUGCAAGGACUCUAUUCAGUGUGAUUCCGCAAUGGAAUAAGCUUGUUGGUGGAUCUUUCUUUAGCUUUUGGGUGCUGGCUCAUAUGUAUCCGUUCAUGAAAGGUUUGAUGGGUAGAAAAGGAAGAGUGACAACCAUUAUCUAUGUCUGGGCAGGGGUGCUAUCAAUUACCGUGUCUUUGCUAUGGAUUACUAUCAGUCCGCCAGACGACAGUGCUAGAGUCUAGUCUAGAUGCUAUUAUAUAAGGUUAAGGUGGUUGUCUUUCCUACGUACUAGAUUGAUAUAAAGGUGUGAGAUUUUCUGAAGGGGUAAAAUGUAUGUAGUAGCAGUAGUAACGCAUAUGGGCAGUUGAUUUGUUGUGUAGUAAAUCAGGCGUUGAUAUCCUUUCGCUCUUUAUAUAUGCUUCCA
Molecule: messenger RNA, 3204 nt
Organism: Erigeron canadensis
Lineage: Eukaryota; Viridiplantae; Streptophyta; Magnoliopsida; Asterales; Asteraceae
Product: cellulose synthase-like protein D1
Exons: 6
Coding region: 116-3022 (968 amino acids)
Biological process (GO): plant-type primary cell wall biogenesis; cellulose biosynthetic process
Cellular component (GO): plasma membrane; trans-Golgi network
Molecular function (GO): cellulose synthase (UDP-forming) activity; mannan synthase activity
Source: RefSeq, a predicted model, not a curated record